Molecule: messenger RNA, 9507 nt
Organism: Cephus cinctus (wheat stem sawfly)
Lineage: Eukaryota; Metazoa; Arthropoda; Insecta; Hymenoptera; Cephidae
Gene: pcx
Product: pecanex-like protein 1
Exons: 14
Coding region: 188-7183 (2331 amino acids)
Biological process (GO): endoplasmic reticulum organization
Cellular component (GO): endoplasmic reticulum; membrane
Source: RefSeq, a predicted model, not a curated record
UGUUGAAUAUGGCUGCUGAGCCAUUGGGUCCUGUGCGCGAGAUCCAUCGAUUAACGUCGUCACAAAUAUAAUGCUUCGUAACGCGGGAUUCCGUGCAUUUAUUUGGGAAGAGAGGACUAAGCACGCGUGAAUAAGGCCGUAACGCCAGGUAAUGGGAAGAUGGUGAGGGAGUAUCGCAACUGCUGGCAUGGGUUCGCAAAUGCUGGAAAUCCUGAGACAGGGCGUCUGGGCGAGCCUGACAGGAGGAUGGUUUUACGACCCGCACCUAGACGUCUUCUCCAAUACUUUUCAUCUUUAUGUGUGGCUCUUCUUACUCUGUGUACCCUUUACAAUAUACCUCUACUUUCCGCCAACUCUCUACGUAUGGUUAGCAUACUGUUCAUCGAUUGUUGCACUUUUCGGGACAAUAAAAUGUGUCAAUCAUGCACUUCAUUGCGUCUAUGAUACAACAGAAUGUUUGGAGGAGCCUGAUCAAAGUGUGAGUCAACAGAAGUCAGAAAGUGAAAAGAAACGUGCAGGUCGAAGUAAGCGACGCGAACCACCACAAGAUCAGGCUGAUCUUGGAAUCGAACUACAAGUUUUACAUGGGAAAACUGACACACCACCUGUGGAAUGUUCAUCCCGAAAUUCGUACAUUGAGCCAAAUGCUCAAAAUGUGGAUGCGGAUAGCAUUACGUCCGAUUAUAAUAGGGAUAAGCCAAGUUCAACUAUCGAUUUAAAAGUAGAAAUUCACAGGAAGAACAGUUCAGAGAGUUCAGAAGAAGCCCAGCAACUGAACAAGCCAGUAGCCACUAGCAUCAACGUUCAUGAAGCAGAGUUAGCCUGUACGCAGGACCAUGAGCCCCGUUUCAGGAGUAAGAUCAAUGAGUGGCGGUUAAAGCGGCAGAAAUGCGUAGUGAUCGCAGAGGAGGAUCGUCCAGCAUCGCGGAAGCUAUGUCGACACGCCUCGGAGGACUCUCAGAGUCGACACUCGAAGCAGGGUACCCUGGGGAAGACUGGAUCAGAGAGUCAGAUAAAGCAAACCAGCUCACUCGAAUUGGAGCAGCAUGGGACGUCCCUCCUGGACUACCCUUACUGGAAAAUCAAUCAGAGUGUUCGAAGGCUCAACUCCAAUUCGAUACCAAUGGAAACGCACUUGAUAAAUGAUCAUCCCCAGAGUCUGGAGAUCAUAUCAAAAACAGAGGACGCGGAUAAGAAUAAAAUUCCGUCGCACCCCCAGUCACUAGAAGUCAUCACCAAGAAAACACACCAGCAAUUGGUACAUCCUCAGAGUCUUGAGAUUAUCGGAACUAUCAGAAAGAAUACUAAUACUACAGAUGACAAUAAUCUUCCACUUCAUCCCCAGAGCCUUGAAAUAAUUAAUACAAAAAAGGUUCGCAGCCUCAUCAUACGUCAUUUCUUCAUACACUCGUCGUCCUCUGCUGCCACUACGUCCCACAUAUUAAUUAUAUGUUUAAAGGUUUCACCGCAGAAUACUUUGAAAAGAAACCAGCUCCAACUGCUUCCUUAUCCUAGUUACGGAUCAGAAAUUGUUUAUCCAAUCGCUGAACAAAGUGACGAGCAGUUCGCCAAUGAAAGCUCUGGAGGAUUCAGCCUUCGUGAUUCUUACAGUCCUUUACUAGCUCGUAAAGUAACCGACGAUCCGAACCCCAAUGCAAAUAGAGACCGAAGUCUCAGUACAGGAGGGUUCGAGGAUAGAUUUUCCAGAUUCAAUGGCGAUACUGUGAUCGACAAUGACUCUGCCAACUCUCGAGAUGCACUCCUGGAGGAGGGUAAGCCUGGCAGCAAAAGAAGAUUUAGCAAUGCCAGCCAAAGCAGUCGUGAACCUUCUGGUGGUGAAAGGCGAAAAGAAAGGAAACGUGGGAAAUCGAGAAACGUAGAAGAUCCAUUAAAUUCUACCAGCAUCGUAGGACUGGAUUGGCUUUUCGAGCACACAGACUCCGAAGUGGAACCAUCUCAGAGUCAGAGCGUAUUUUGGACAUUCACGCGAUCCGAUGAUACGGAUACUUCGGAGAGCCUACAGACAGCUAGUACUGACUCACAUCGGAUAUGCUACGUUUCAGAUCUUCACACAAAAGAACCAGACUCCGGUUCGUCGAGUACAACGACAUUGAGUAUCGAGAAUGAAGUGAAGAGGAAGUUGUUACCACAACCAGAAAUCGACAGUAAACGUCAUCAAGGAGCGAUUCCGAAACAAAGCCGUCCAAAAAUCGCGUCGGAUGUCGCUGGAAAUAAUCAAGCGAGUCCGGAACUCCCAAGACCAAAACCAAAAAGAACUGUAGAAGUUAGAAGAGAGAGAGAACGUAGAGAUGGAAAAUUCGAGCAGACUGGUGGCUCGAAUAACGAACUAAGUACGCUCUUACCAAAUCCAGCACCUCCGUUAUUGGCAGCCUUAUUGAAUUCCGGUCGAGAUUUACCAGGACAAUCAAGCACAGUGUCAGACCUGAGAUUAAGCCGAAAUUUCGAAACCAGAUAUUCUCCGAUAAGACACAGACAACUUAAGAGACCAGCUAGAAGGCAUCGACGUCGAAGACAUAAUGAUCAUCUUGUCCCACUCACUGCUCUCUUUGGAUUAAUCUCAAAUGGUGACUGUCACUUGGCUACCAACCACAACGACACAUCCGAGGGCGCCGUUCAUUGUUUUCGAGAUGAAAAUGGUCGCUGGCUGGCUUAUACCUUUGAUGAGAAAGGUACCGGCAUUGCUACAGCUACUCAGAUCCCAACCAACAGUCAUGGAAAACUUUUAAAUACUUUACUACGUCAACAACUUAAUCAAAGUUUGCACUAUGAUGCUAAUUGGGACCUGACUGAUUCACUGAGCAACAGUUACAGCAGCCUUUCCUUAAACUCAGCUGGCUUAACUGUUAUCAUCGAUACCCCACCGGUUUUGUCUAGCCCUGAGAAUAAUCAAACGAAAACUCAGAAUACUUUACCGAAAAAUUUGGUCUCAUCAAAUCCUGGCAGUUCAACUCAGUGUGUCCUGGAGAGUAACGAGAGGUAUGGCUUUCCACGGUUGCAUACGGAUUUCCCAGCAGAGACAAGUAGACACUUCCAGAAUUUAUUGGAUAGCUUGACUCCUUAUAAUAAUGAGACGAACAAUCAGGUGCCUGUGCUAGCACUGCCUACGCACCAGGAGACAGAGAAUAAUACGAGCCUCUCCUGGAACAGAUUCAUCGGUGGUUUGGAUGGGCCCAAUAAGUUAAAGUCUGAACCAUCUAGACAUUAUUAUAAAUGGAAAAUCGGAAAGCUACCUCAUAUAAAAGUGCGUUUCGAUCGUCUUGCGUUGCUGGCGUUGCUGGAUAGAAAUUUAACUAUACUCGAGACAAUCGUUUCUACAUUAUUAGCUGUUGCCGUUGCUGGUCUGGGAUUGCUACUUCUCCAGCAAGGAUUCUACCGUGACAUUUUUGCAUUUAUAUUUUGUUUUGUGACUGCCGGGUGUCAGUACUCCUUGUUAAAGUCUGUACAACCUGAUGCCGCGUCGCCGACUCAUGGUUUUAAUAGAAUUGUCGUGUUCUCAAGACCGAUUUACUAUGUACUGUGCUCAGGAUUAGUGCUGAUUUUUAGCGAGUCCUUAAAAAACUUCAAAAGUUCUGAUUUUCGUGUUUAUGGACUUCGUGUCUCGGACUAUGACGUGAUACUUCAAGUGCGUAAUGUGUUACUGGUGUUUCUCUUGUUUUUUCCAUUGGUGUUUUCCCUGGGACUCUUUCCACAGAUCAAUACGUUUCUCAUGUACCUGUGCGAACACAUUGAUAUACAUUUAUUCGGUGGUAAUGCUACUACUAGUCUGGUGUCAUCGAUAUACUGCUUGUUGCGAAGUGUCAUCACUGUCCUUAUACUCUAUGGAUUUGCCUACGGAGCAUUGACAGAACCAAAGUCAUCGCAGCAUAUAUUGUUCUCCAUUUUCGUUGGACUGCUUGUGGCCAUUUCUUACCACCUAAGUAGAUCAUCAUCAGAUCCAAGUGUCAUCUGGGACAUUGUAAAAACAAAUCUAUGGCCACCGGAAAUAUAUCUUGAAGAGAAAGAAGCUAAAGUAAUUGAGAACACUGCUGAUAAAGAGAUUCCAGGUACGACCACUUUCAAGGAUACUAAGAUCAGAUCAUCAGGGAAAAAAAAAGAUGUCAAGAUCAAGGUCGGAGAACAGAUCUCGGAUUCGGAGGUAAUCGAUCCUCUGCCACAAAAACUAAGAUCAACUGUAAACGCAAGAUUGAAGAAUGAUCUAAUAGUCUGUACAGUGAUUGGAGUACUGUCAUUUGCUAUUCACUGUUCUACAGUGUUCACUGCCUUACAACCUGAGCUGAAUCCUGUCCUAUGGGGCAUUGCUAGUUGUCUCGGAUUUCUACUACACUACAUAGUACCCCAGCUACGAAAGCAACUACCCUGGUUGUGUUUGGCGAGACCUGUUCUACGGAGUCACGAACAUGCACAAUUCGAAGUCCGUGAACAAGCGAAAAUCAUGUGGUUCGAGAAAGUUUACGUGUGUCUUUCUUUUUUUGAAAGGAAUAUACUUUAUCCAGUGGUUUUUCUUGGUGCCCUCACUGAGUGUUCCUCGAAGAUUGUAUCAAAAUUUGGUGAGGGUGUCGGAGCCCUAAUCGUGGUGGUGUGUGGAUUAAAAUCUUUGAGAUCAGCCUAUUCGGAUGCUUCCACUAGAUACCUGGUACUCGUCUUCGCAGUGCUCUUCUUCAAACUUGAUUUUCGUGAUCUCAGUGAAACCUUCCUCGUGGAUUAUUUCGUAACCGGAAUAGCAUUCGCUAAGAUUUAUGAGCUGCUCCUGAAGAUCCGCUUCGUAGUGACUUACAUAGCACCCUGGCAAAUUACCUGGGGCAGUGCCUUUCAUGCCUUCGCACAGCCCUUUUCUGUUCCACACUCCGCAAUGCUAUUUCUCCAAGCAUUGAUCUCGGCCAUUCUCAGUACUCCUCUGAAUCCUCUCCUGGGCAGUACAAUCUUCAUAUCAUCCUACGUAAGACCUGUGAAGUUUUGGGAACGUGAUUACAAAACUAGAAGAGUCGAUCACUCAAAUACAAGAAUGUCUUCUCAUCUGGAAAGAAAUUUGGGAGCUGAUGACAACAAUCUCAACUCUAUAUUCUAUGAGCAACUCACCAGGUCACUUCAACAUAGUCUCUAUGGUGACUUGGCUCUUGGCAGAUGGGGUAACGUCGCUCAGGGCGACUGUUUCCUUCUUGCGUCCGAGUAUCUGAACUGUUUAGUGCAUGUAAUUCAGCUGGGUAACGGUUUGGUGACUUUUCAAUUGAGAGGACUGGAAUUUCGUGGUACUUACUGUCAACAAAGAGAGGUCGAGGCAAUAUCCGAAGGCAUCGAGGAUAAUGAUAAUUGCUGCUGCUGUGAAAUGGGUCACUUAUCAAAUGUACUUAGUGUAAAUGCAGCGUUCAGUCAACGUUGGUUGGCCUGGGAGGUAGCGAGCGCAAAAUACGUCCUCGAGGGAUACUCGAUCUCAGAUAAUUCAGCCGUGUCCAUGUUGCAAGUGUUCGAAUUUCGCAAAGUCCUGGUCACCUAUUACGUUAAGAGCAUCAUUUUCUACGCGGUCAAGUCACCGAAGCUGCCGCAAUGGUUAAAGAAUCCUGACAUUCUAGAAGCACUAAAGCCAACCUUGGAAAAGAAUUUCGUCGACCUGGAUCCAGUUUUUAAUAUGAACAUCGACGAAGAUUUUGACUUCCGUGCCAGCGGUAUAACUAGAAGUAGUUUUUGCAACGUUUACCUAGAUUGGAUACAGUUCUGCGCUGUAAAACAUGACAAGUCUCUUGAGAGAACUCGCGAUUCCUGUCUGGUAUCACUCUGUCUGGCUCUAAGUUUAUUGGGAAGACGAGUACUUGGUGCUGCAUCCCAUCACAAUACAGUCUCCAGUGUAGAAUUUUUUCUCUAUGGUCUACAUGCUCUGUUCAAAGGGGAUUUUCGUAUAACGUCUUUAAGAGAUGAAUGGGUACUUCACGACGUGGACCUUCUGUGCGGUGUUGUGGCCAAAGGUGUAAGGAUGGCGUUGAAGUUGCACCAGGAUCAUUUUAUGAGUCCUGACGAGUAUGAAGAAGCUUCUGCGCUUUACGAGGCCAUUGAUAAUCAUGACAGGAAUCUUGUGAUAAGUCACGAAGCUGACCCACUCUGGAGAAAUGCUGUUCUCGGAGGAGCUCCUAGUCUUCUGGCAUUAAGGCAUGUACUUGAUGACGGUAUCGAUGAAUAUAAAGUGAUAAUGCUGAACAAACGAUACUUAAGUUUUCGGGUGAUAAAAAUGAAUCGUGAGUGCGUACGUGGCCUUUGGGCAGGUCAACAACAAGAACUAGUAUACCUAAGGAACCGUAAUCCUGAACGUGGUUCGAUACAGAAUGCCAAACAGGCAUUGCGAAAUAUUAUCAAUAGCUCUUGCGAUCAGCCAAUUGGAUAUCCAAUCUAUGUUUCUCCAUUGACAACAAGUUAUGCGGAAACUAAUGAACAACUUUGUUCCAUCCUGGGUGGUCCACUGAGCUUGGGUGCCAUUAAGAGUAAUGUUCUAACGCUAUGGCGAAGAAUAAGAAGAAGAUGCGGUCAGGGUUGUUCUUCUGGUGGUACCGGAUCCCAGGACGAUGGAGGAUUUGGCAAUGAUGGCGUUUAUGCAUUGACAACUUACAACAUCCAUUCAGGAUACAGUCAGUCAGGGCAUAAUACGUCCGGAUCUCAGUCAAUGGAUUCAGGUUGUCAAAUAGGAGGAUCAACGGGACGUGGAUCUCUAGGACGUGCCAAUACAGGAUCUCUAGGAGGUAACAGAGGCUCCUUAGCCUCUGUAGGAAAACCUACCAGCUCUACUCUUGCUAGUCUCGCUGGUUUACUUAGUAACAGUGACAUUAAAACAGAGUCAAAGUGCGAAACUAGCUUCACGGCGAAACUCGAGAAGGAGGAAGUCUUUCAAAGGGUUCGCAUCAUGGAUCCUAAUCAAGUGUACGACGCCAUAAAUCUGGGUAGAAGAAUAGACGUCAUAUGGCCGGACGAGAGGAUGAGACAGCAAGGAGGAAGAUCCGGCUGGCAGCAUUGGGUUCCUGAAAGAGGAAUGGAAGGCUGUGUGGUCCAUAGAUGGUCUCCGAAUCAUCGCGAUCCUAAUCGUCGAUCUCAUGUCGACAAGGUUAUCCUGCUUGUAAAAAUUGAUGAGAGAUACGUUCCUAUAGCUGAACAAGGUGUACGCGAUCUCGGAGCUGAAGUGUAGCCAAUGAAAGGACUAUUUGAAAAUAUCGGCCAACAAUAUGACACAAGUUUAGCUAUAAGCUUGUACAAUUUUUUAGAAUAAUCUCGUCUCCGUUUUUCUGUGCGAAGAGAUACGAGACUAUACUUUAGAUUUAUGGCGAAUGAAAGAAAUACGAAAGGGCAAAGAUAAAAAAAGACAAAAUAACCUUGAGAACUCGCCAAAGCUAAACAAUCGUUUGCCCUGUAUAAUAUGACUUUCUAGCUGAUAUUUCAUUUAGUUCUCUUAAUCACAAAAAACGCCAAGCUCUUAAAAAAAAAUCAAAGAACGGACCAGAUUUUCUUUAGUAAGCCCUGGAAGCAUUUCUAUACUUAUUAGCUGGGAAAAACUCGUGUCGCGAUUUUCACUCGAAUUAUUUAUAUUACAUAAGGUUAUAUCGCGAACUAGUGUUGUAUAUAGUAUUACUACGAUACUUUCUACUAUAUAUAUAUACACAUGGCGGGACACAGUAAGCGCGUACGUUCUUAACGCAAACCAAAUUCUUGUAUUAUACAUAAGUAUCUCGUAACUGCUAGAUGAAAAAGAAAAUACUGAAAGCGUUAAAGCCGACGUGACGUAUCUCCUUGUCAGAUUAUUUUAAGCUGCCAAGUGUCUGACUGUUGAUGGGCUAUGACAAUGAGGAUGUUUGCAAUUGAACUACUGACAAUGAGCCAUGUCCCAUCGACUGAAUUGUACAUAUAUUAUAAAUAACGAUGGUGUUUUUCUACAUUUUGUUACGUUUUUUUUUUUAAACUAACUUGUAGCACUAAGAUGUAGAUGCCAGCUGAUUGUAGAAUAUAAGAACACUGCAGACGGUCUUUGCCGAGUCUACGGGCAUAUGAAUAUAUAAUAGUUUAUGAAAAACGCUGCUCCUUAUAUGGAAAACAAGUAUAAAGGAAAGCAUCUAGAGGACAUAUCGGUGCGCUAGAAUAGUAAAAGUUAUGAAAAUUAUGAAAUUGUGAAAAGAUCAUGAAGAAUAGUGUAAUGCAAAUUUUCGAGUAUCAAUACGUCUAGCACAUAUGUACCUAGAGUUUUCUACUGCUCGCAUCGAUUGUUAGAUACUUUUAUUAUGUUCUCACAGAAUCAUGAUUUUCUGGAGUGUACAAGAAUUAUUACUCUUUUUUCUUCCCUCUAGGAAAUUCAAUUUGACACUUUGGUACCUCCGUCCUAAGGUACACGCGCUUCUCUCUAUUUGUUUUGUAUAUACAUCUUUUAAUUAUGUCAGGUAGUGUAUGUUGUUCGAGAUCGUUACUUUUUUUUAAAUUACUUGUCACUUCGUUACUAAUUGUUACACAUGUUCAUAGAAAAAAUAUAUAUUUACGUUAUUUAAAAAGUAUAUAUAUAUAUAUAUAUAUAAAUAAAAACGCACGGUUGCUUGCAAAGAUUCUACACGAUAUCUGAAGGUCUGAGAACAAAUUCGAGGAUUGCUUCAUCUUUUUCUCUUGUAUAUUUUUUGAUACUCCUUUUUCUUUGUCUUUUUAUAUAUAUAGAAGAAUAGACAGCUGUCUUCUACCUAUUACUUCUCUAUGUAGUAUCUCUUCUUUGUAUAGAUAUUUUUUGCGAGUGACCAGCGAAUCACAGCAUUGCCUUAUCACGGUGUGUCGAAAGCGCCUGACUGAUGAAAUAAAUAAAAAAAAGUGAAUAAAAUAUGAUAAAAUUAAAAAGAUGAAAUUCUUAUGGCUAGUCACUUAAAUUGCUAGCGUCCAACUGGUGUAUUUUGCUUCUUGCCGGAAAAAAACUUCGAGGGAAAAUAAAAAAAUUGUCUCCUGUCUGAAGAAAUAUUCUGAAGCAACGCUUUUUUUCGUUUAAGCCUAUGGCCUAUAUUCUUCGAUAUCUGAUGCUUUACCCAGAUUGUACAGAAAUUGUAGAUUUGAUCAAUCUGUAUUACUUUCUCAGUAUUUUUGGGCAAAAUUAUAUGACGUGAUCUCGCAACGAAUUAUUCGAAUUGAUCUGUAUUGUCUGGGUCAGAAGUAUUUCAAUCCGAUAGAGAAUAAAUUAUGAUUAAUAUUGUAAAUAACGUAAUUGUUAUAUUAUAUAUAAUAUCGAAUACUUAAAACAUUGAUACUGUCGUAUUGUAAUUAACGAAUCUAAUAGGCUGAAAAUUAUUGAGCGAAUUUUAAGAAGUGUGUAGUAUAAAAUGGAGCAAAGAAAGAUGAACUUUUUCAUUAUUUCAGGAAUAUAAAAUAAGUCAGAUCAUUCGGAUAUCACUUGUAAUCUUGGUUGGAUUUUCUUUUCAUAUCCGAAUGAUAUGAUAAAUGCCACACUGUAUAUUGCUGAUAUAAUAAAUUAGGAGGAUCCUUGAUCAUGAA